Rotaria socialis is the source of this 2232-nucleotide messenger RNA. The record is from the annotation of a GenBank genome assembly. Lineage: Eukaryota; Metazoa; Rotifera; Eurotatoria; Philodinida; Philodinidae.
AUGAAUGCUUUAUUAACUCCAACAAAUCUCUGUUCUCAGUGUACUUCAUUUUUCGUACAAUCAAUACUUUAUUUACCACGAAGCUUACAAUCAAUAACGGGUCAAGCAUUAAAACAAUUUUCAACGAAAGCAAAAACAAAACAAAUACGACAUUCAAGACGUGAAAUUGAUCAAAAUGUUAUUGUAGCAACACAACAAGCGUUCAAUGUUAAUAUUGGAUCAAUACUAAAUGGAAUAUCAAAAGAAGAAUUUCAAAAUUUAUCUGCUGUACCAUUAUCUUCGACAUCCUGCCUUUCGUGUCGAGCUGGUAUUACGCAGCAUAUCACUCAUCAAGAUUUAUUAAAAGUCGAAAGUUUAAUCUACAAUCAAGUUCGUGGAUUUAAAACACGACAUUCAGGUUCACCUGGUGUUGGUGGUGCUAGUAGUAGUACAUCGUCAGGUUCGUCUCGAAUCGCAACUGAAUUUGAUGGAUAUCGAUUAGCAGCCGGUACAAGUGGAAGACAUUCGCAACAACAAAAUGAACCCCCAUUAACAGCUUUUGUCAAUCGAUUUAUGCAAUAUUAUAAUCGUGGUAGUUCUUCAUCGCAAACUACGGAUGGUAAACGUCUUCAAGAUCUUUUACAAGCAACAACCAAUAUUGAUGAACAACAAAAAAUAAAAGUUGCAUUUGCUGAAGGUUAUGUGACAGCUGCUGGUAAUGAAUUGAAACCAAAAGAACGUCCAUCAUUAUUUAAAGCUAUACGUGUUAUAUUAUUUUAUGGUAUUUUGAUUAUGCUUAUUUUGAAUAUUAUUUCUGCCCUUGGUGGUAGUGACAGUGUACGUGGUGGAUUUGCAAAUCCUUUUUCAACUGCUAGUAAAUAUGAGAUUAAUCCCGAAGAAAUUAAAGUCAAUUUUGCUGAUGUUCGAGGCGCUGAAGAAGCAAAAGAUGAACUAAUGGAUAUAGUAACAUAUCUCAAGGAACCAGAAAGAUAUACGAAAUUAGGUGCUCGACUUCCUAAAGGUGUACUUCUUGUCGGUUCACCUGGCAUCGGUAAAACACUUUUGGCUCGAGCUGUUGCUGGUGAAGCUGGUGUACCAUUUUUUCAUACAUCUGGCUCAGAAUUUGACGAAAUGUUUGUUGGUACUGGUGCUCGUCGUGUACGUCAAUUAUUCACUGCUGCUAAAGCUCGUGCACCAUGCGUUAUAUUUAUCGAUGAAAUUGAUUCAGUCGGUGCUAAACGAUCAAGUUCACAAUUACAUCCAUAUGCAAAUCAAACAAUCAAUCAACUUCUCGCUGAAAUGGAUGGAUUUGAAAAAAACGAAGGAAUCAUUAUACUGGCUGCAACGAAUCGUCGUGAUUAUCUCGAUUCAGCAUUGUUACGACCAGGUCGCUUUGAUUCUGAAAUACAUAUAUCACCACCUGAUCUUCGUGGUCGAACAGAAAUCUUUGAACUCUAUCUAUCGAAAGUAACAUAUGAUCGAAAUAUUGACAUGGAAUAUUUAGCUAAAGGCACAACCGGGUUUACUGGAGCUGACAUUGAAAAUAUGGUUAAUCAAGCUGCACUUUAUGCUGCUCAAAUAGAUGCACCAGCAGUAGAUAUGAAACAUUUGGAGCAUGCUCGUGAUAAAGUUCUUAUGGGUCCAGCUAAAAAAUCUAAAAUACCUGAUCAUGAGACGAAUAAUAUAACAGCUUAUCAUGAAGCUGGCCAUACUAUUGUUCGUUAUUUCAACCAUGAUGCGGAUCCGUUACAUAAAGUAACAAUAGUUCCACGUGGACAAGCACUUGGCUUUACAGCACAUAUUCCAAGUAAAGAAAUGUACAAUCGAACAAAAUCACAAUUGUUAGCUGAAAUGGAUGUUAUGAUGGGUGGACGUGCUGCUGAAGAGCAAAUAUUUGGAAUGGAUAAAAUAACUACAGGUGCAGCUAGCGAUUUUAACCAAGCAACGAAACUUGCGACAAACAUGGUGAAACAAUUCGGUAUGUCAGAGAAAGUCGGUACAAGAUCGUUUCGAGAAGAAGAGCAAGAUGCCGGUUUAGGUUUUGUCCGUGUUAACGGUGUAAGUCCUUCAAUGCAAGAAGUAAUUGAUUUAGAAAUCAAACGACUCAUGCAGGAAUCGUACGAUCGUGCAAAAGCAUUAUUGAAACAACACUCACAUGAACUUAAAAUUCUUGCUGAGGCUCUACUUCAUUAUGAAACACUCUCAGCUGAAGAAGUCAAAGCAUUGCUUGAAGGACGAAAACUAAAUCCAUGA